Humulus lupulus (European hop) is the source of this 1894-nucleotide messenger RNA. Its product is annotated as ankyrin repeat-containing protein At5g02620-like. Lineage: Eukaryota; Viridiplantae; Streptophyta; Magnoliopsida; Rosales; Cannabaceae. The transcript is spliced from 3 exons. Bases 1 to 1845 code for a protein of 614 amino acids. The record is from RefSeq and is a predicted model, not a curated record. Gene Ontology annotation, molecular function: protein phosphatase regulator activity; protein phosphatase 1 binding. Gene Ontology annotation, cellular component: plasma membrane.
AUGGCUUCUUCAAGUAAUACCUUGGUUAUUACGCGCAUGGAUUCCAAACUGUUCCAAGCUGCUGUCAAUGGCGAAAUUGAAGUGUUCAAGAGUACCAACGAACUUCGUCUCGAUCUAUUAUUGACCCCAGAAAUGAACACAGUUCUCCAUGUCAAUAUCAUCGCUUCAGAAACUCAAGACGAGAGCUUUGUGAAAGAGAUCCUAGACAUGUGUCCACCGCUGUUGCUGCAAACCAAUGCAAGAGGAGAGACUCCAUUACUCAUGGCAGCAAGGUACGGCCAUGGCCUUAUUGUUCAGCUUCUUAUUAAUCGUGCAAAAUUACUUGAACAGAACGAUCAUCUUGAGAUGAGGGCCAGGAGUGCCAGUAUACACAUACACAUUAUGAUGAUGAGGACGAGGAAUGAAGAAGAGGACACUGCGUUGCACGAGGCUGUGCGGUUCCAGCAUCUUGAGGUUGUGCGUAUCUUGACGAGAGAAGACCCUCAUUUCUCAUACUCCGCUAAUGAAGCUGGGGAGACUCCACUUUACAUAGCCGUCGAGGGAGGGUACUUGAAAUUGGUUGAUCAAAUACUAACCAAUUGCACAUCACCAGCCACUCAGGGUCCUAUUGGCAGAAAUGUACUGCAUGCUGCAGUUAUGCCUGUAAAUGCAGCCCUGACAAGAAUGCUUUUGGGAGAAUUAUCAAAUCUGACCAAACAACCAGAUGAGGAAGGCUUGAUUCCUCUACAUCAUGCUGUGGGGCAGUACAUUUGGAGUGGUUUGGAGAUUAUAGAGAUGCUGUUAGAAAAAGAUGAAAGCAGUGCCUACAUCAAAAAUAAACAAGGCAAAGCAGCUCUUCACAUUGCAGCUUCCGACUAUAACAGAGGUUAUGAAAUAAUGAAAAAAAUUCUAUCAAGGUGUCCAGAUAACUACGAAGUUGUUGACAAUGAAGGCAGAAACUUUCUACACUAUGUUGUGACAGAACAAUCUCUCCCCACAGUAAAAUUAAUCUUAGAACAUUCUUACCUGAGCAAUUACCUAUUGGAUAGGAAAGAUAAUGAAGGAAAUACUCCCUUGCUUCAUAUGCUUGCAACUUCACCAAAGUAUCCAGAAAACCUACAAGCUUUGUUGUCUCACUCCAGAGUGAAUAGGAUGUCAUUCAACAAACAAAACAAAAAUAUUCUUGAUAUGGCGUAUAGUCUUGAUCACAAAGAAUAUAAUAAUAAGAGAGAAGUGUUAGAAUUCUUAUAUACAUACCCCAUGAUAAGGAGUUGUAUACGAAAAUCAUCCCCAAUAGAUGAUGGUAGAAGACAAAUAUUAACCAAUCUUAAGAAAAGGAAGGAUGAGCAGAAAGAAAGAAUAAGGACUGCAAUUGCAAACUAUAGAGAGUCUACUCUAGUUGCGGCUACAUUGAUUGCAACAGUGACAUUCGCAGCAGGAUUUACGUUGCCCGGAGGUUACAUGAGCAGCGAAGCUGGGCAUCGACAACAAGCAGGCAGUGCUGUUCUCAGUAAUAGCAUAGCGUUUAGAGCCUUUAUGAUAACAGACACAAUAGCCAUGAUGCUCUCUACCACGGCUGUCUUUAUCAACCUCUUCAUGACUAUAGCAUCCGUCAACCAAGAGGGAAAUGAGAAAUUCGAGUCUAACUACGAGAUGUCUAUGAAUUUCACAAUGUGUGCCUUGGGAUUCAUGGUGAUAGCAUUUGUCACUGGUAUGUAUGCAGUGUUGUCACUUUCCAUUGCUCUUGCCAUCGCCACUUGUGUUAUUGGAUUGUCUUUCUUCGUUCUCAUGUUCUUUAUAACCAAAGCCAGAUUUAAAGGAAUUGAUUUCAGCCUUAAAAAAUUUCAAUUGAUUAGAGUGGGUUAAGUUCAUGAUUCCCAUUUUUCUUUGAACAAUGCUAUUCAGCUCACUUGAA